AAAGUGGAAACCAAGAAUAAAUUAAUGGCAAAAAAGAGGCCCCACACGAACGUCUUUUUUGUUUUAUCAUCUACUCAUCUUUGAACUUUUCUCUUCUGACUUGACAUCACAUUUGAUUCUCUCUGCGAAUCCAUCACCAUAUAUAUCACACCACUCAUCCUUUUAUUUGAUCUUUUCAAAAAGAGUUAAAAACUCCAUUAAAGAAAGUGAUAUUCCAUUCUCCUUACCAUACACGCCUCUUCAUCUCCCAGUCCCCUCAUAACAUCACACCUGGAACUCAAAAUCACUUCACCUUUCAUAUACUGGUCACUACUCCCAGUUCAGAUCACCACUCAUUCCUUGUUCCGAGUGCGUAGAAGCAGAGAUACAGUCUUUAUAAGCUCAAGAAACAGAGCAAUCUUGGAGAUGGGUCAUGUUUUUCCCAUCUUCAUUCUUUCUAUUCUGCUUUCAACAGCUGGUGCAGAGAUCUCAGGCAAGGUGGGUGUCAACUACGGUCAGUUAGGGAACAAUCUCCGAUCUCCGUCGCGUUCUGUGGAGCUAAUCAAAUCACUGAAAGCCAAACGCGUCAAGAUCUACGAUGCCAACCCAAAAAUCCUCAAUGCCCUCAAAAACACAGACAUCCAAGUCUCAAUCAUGCUACCUAAUGAACUCAUCGUCAACGUCUCCUCCAGCCAAAAUUUCUCCGAUUCCUGGGUCAAAACCAAUGUCGUUCCCUUCUACAAGGAGACUAAAAUCCGGUACCUCCUCGUCGGUAACGAAAUCCUUUCCUCCUCAGACAAUGCAACCCGAAUCAAUCUCGUACCGGCCAUGCGAAGAAUGAAGUGGUCAUUGAAAACCCACGAACUACACAAAAUCAAGGUGGGAACUCCAUCGGCAAUGGACGUCCUGGAAUCGUCAUUUCCGCCCUCAAACGGCACGUUCCGUUCCGAUAUUUCGGGUCCGAUCAUGAAGCCGAUGUUGAGAUUCUUGAACCGAACUAAAUCGUUUUUCUUUCUCGAUGUGUAUCCUUACUUCCCUUGGGCUCAGGAUCCGAAAAAUAUUGAUUUGGACUACGCACUCUUUGCGGCCAAGAAUCGGACUUACUCCGACCCCGGAACAGGCUUAACCUACACUAACCUGUUCGACCAAAUGGUGGACGCUGUAAUUUUUGCAAUGAAACGUCUCGGAUACCCCAAUAUCCGGAUCUGGAUUGCAGAGACGGGCUGGCCCAAUGGUUGCGAUAUAGACCAAAUCGGAGGCAACAUUUACAACGCCGCCACUUACAACCGUAACGCCAUCAAGAAAUUCACCUCCGACCCAGCCGUAGGCACUCCUGCUCGACCAGGUUGGGUCCUACCGUCGUUUAUCUUUUCCCUCUACAAUGAGAACCAGAAGCCGGGCCCGGGAACGGAGCGGCAUUUCGGGUUACUGUAUCCGAACGGCUCGAACGUGUACCAGAUCGAUUUGAGUGGGAAGACGCCAGAAUCCGAGUACGAGCCGUUACCGGCGCCGACGAAUAACGAGCCGUACAAGGGGAAAAUCUGGUGCGUAGUGAAGAAGAAUGCAAAUAUGAGCGCCGUAUCAGGUGCUUUAUCGUACGCGUGUUCACAGGGAAACAAAACCUGUGAUGCGAUCCAGCCCGGUAAGGCAUGUUACAAGGCCAAGUCUCUGUUUCGGCUCGCUAGCUACGCGUUCAGUUCGUAUUGGGCCCAGUUUAAGAAGAGUGGUGGAAGCUGUGAUUUUAAUGGGCUUGCCACGCCGACCCCUAAAGAUCCAAGUGCCGGAUCCUGCAAGUUUCCAAGUGUGACUCUUUGACCGACGUGUUGUCCAUUUCAUCUGCACCAUUUUAUUUUAUUUAUAUGUUUUUUUUUUAAAUUUAUUUUGUGGGUUAUUAUCCAGGGUAGUGAUUUGGGCGCCCCUUUUUAUAUUCCCAUUUUUUUUGUCAUAAUUUUAGGCCAAUCUUGUUUAGAAGUCAAAUCCUCAGUUUAAGGAGAUUUUGUUUAGCUGCUACUAAUGUGCCAAUGUAGUUGGCAAGGAUUUUGGCCCCCUUGGGCCUUGGGAAAAUGGGCGCCCAAAUCACUUAUGAGUUGUGACUUGUUCUUCAAUACUAGCAUUCUUUGCAGU
Molecule: messenger RNA, 2103 nt
Organism: Tripterygium wilfordii
Lineage: Eukaryota; Viridiplantae; Streptophyta; Magnoliopsida; Celastrales; Celastraceae
Product: probable glucan endo-1,3-beta-glucosidase A6
Exons: 3
Coding region: 406-1794 (462 amino acids)
Biological process (GO): carbohydrate metabolic process
Cellular component (GO): plasma membrane
Molecular function (GO): hydrolase activity, hydrolyzing O-glycosyl compounds
Source: RefSeq, a predicted model, not a curated record